Messenger RNA from Aspergillus pseudotamarii, 423 nucleotides. RefSeq lists its product as uncharacterized. Bases 86 to 364 code for a protein of 92 amino acids. NCBI's taxonomy places the organism in Eukaryota, Fungi, Ascomycota, Eurotiomycetes, Eurotiales, Aspergillaceae. The transcript has a single exon. The record is from RefSeq and is a predicted model, not a curated record.
CUCGCAUGACGGUAGCGAUGUCGCUAAACGGUUGGCGGACGUCGGUCCUACUCCACAAUAUAAUAUCUGUCCCCAAUAUGGUGGAAUGGAGUUCACGAUGACCACAUCGUCUGGCAACACUGCCUGGUGGCGGGUCAACUGUAAUAUGUUCGUCAAGGGUCAUUGGCAUGUUGACCGACACUGCCCACCUGGUUCCACUAUUCAGAUUCUGCUUGAGAGACAGGAAAACCGUGAGUACAAAGGUCUCCUGUGGAAUCAUGUCAACAUUUGUCAUGAAGGUAUCCCAACACCCGGUACUGCAGGGAUGUACCUAAUCAAGACUCCGAACGUCCCCAACCAUGCCUUUAUUGAACGUAUUGAUUAGACAGAUUAGAUGAAAACAAUGACUACAGGGUUGGCGGUUUCUAGUGCUAUAUCAUAUAA